AUGGAUGCAUUUAAUCUUGAUGAGUGGAAUAGUGCCGGAAGAGCUGUAGGUGAAUUUGGUUUAUGGAAAUAUUGGGGAUGGUAUUUUACAUUUCCACAUGAUACUUCACUUCUUUUAACAGGACAUUCACUUUCAGGAGUCAACUACUAUACCAACUUUCAGGGAAUGUGCAAUCCCAACUGGGGAGUAGCAUAUGUGUUUGUAUCAAGGGUUCACAUAUUUUUAGCUGCAACUAUUGCAGCACAUACACUAUGUCAUAACAUGGGUGUACAACACGAUGCAGGGCAGUGUGUUUGUUUUCGAAGAAGCAACUGUCUCAUGAAAACUCCACCUGGUCUUCGAGAUAUAAUGAGUAAUUGUUCUUUUGGUUUUCUUCAUGAAAGACUUUAUACAUGGGAUCCUUGUUUGAGCGCACCAAACAUACCAUAUAAAAAUUUUCCUUAUGUAGCUCCCUGUUGUGGAGACAAGAUCAAAAAUCAGCAGGAGGAAUGUGAUUGUGGCUCUAUUAAAGACUGUCUUGAUGAUAAGUGUUGUGAGACCAAUUGUGCCCUCAGACUUGGCAGUGAUUAUAAUACAGGGCGUUGCUGCAGGAACUGUAAAUAUGCUCAUCCUGGACUGCUUUGCAGGGACAUACUUGGUAUUUGUGAUCUACCAGAAUACUGUGGUGGGAAAAACGAGACAUGUCCAGAUGAUGUCUACAUUCAGGAUGGAACUCCAUGUUCAGCAGUAGCUGUUUGUGUGAGAGGAAACUGCAGUAACCACAAUUUGCAGUGUCAAGCCCUUUUUGGUUACCAAGUACAAGAUAGUAAACCAGCAUGCUACAAAAAAUUGAAUAUAAUGGGUAACUGAUUUGGAAACUGUGGGGUUAGGGUAAUACGAGGGGUAGGUCAACCUGUGAAGUGUGAAGAAGAUGACGUUUUUUGUGGAAUGCUGCACUGUAGAGGUAUCAAAACAAUUCCGGGUGGAGGUGAGCACACUACAUUUUGUAAACUAUUAGUACAAGAUGUUGCAUCAGAAGAAUGCUCUGGAUAUGAUGCACACUUCGGAACAGAAUUGCCAGAAAUGGGGCUUGUAGUGGAUGGUGCAACAUGUGGCCCAGGAAGAUACGGUAUGAGGCAGAAUUGUACUUUUUAUCAGGACAUGCAUUUUGAUUGUGAUGUGAGGCAAUGCAAUUUCAGAGGAGUGUGCAGCAACAAAAAACACUGUCACUGUGUUCAUGGUUGGAAACCAUGGACUUGUGAAGUGAGAGGGUUUAGUGGCAGUGUAGACAGUGGCCUUCCAUCUGAUUCUGAUAUUACUCUUCGAGCCAACAUACUUGUGAAUUUAAACUACUCGAUAAUUUUUAUGUUAAUUCGUUUCAGCUUUUUGCUGGUUGUGUUUAUCAUUGGUGGCCUUACACAAGCAACACGAUCUGUAGAAGAGAGAACAGUGGAAGUUACUCAAGCACCCGUAGGUACUAACCAUGCAUAA
Lemur catta (Ring-tailed lemur) is the source of this 1470-nucleotide messenger RNA. RefSeq names its product disintegrin and metalloproteinase domain-containing protein 20-like. Gene Ontology annotation, molecular function: metalloendopeptidase activity. Gene Ontology annotation, cellular component: sperm head plasma membrane; external side of plasma membrane; plasma membrane. Gene Ontology annotation, biological process: male gonad development; proteolysis. The record is from RefSeq and is a predicted model, not a curated record. The transcript has a single exon. Lineage: Eukaryota; Metazoa; Chordata; Mammalia; Primates; Lemuridae.